UUUCCAGCCGCCCUGCACUUCCAUCUUACUUCGAGGCCCCGACACGUUUGGAUAGCCGUUGGAGACGGUCAUCAUCACAGGUGGCAGCACUGAGCUCUGCUGAGCUGUAGAUCAUCAGGGGUUACAGCCAUGUCUGAAAUCAAGCAACCAUCAGACGAGGAAGACGGCAAGCGGUACGGCGCCGGCAACGGCCCUGUCCUGGGCCAGGACAUGAUGGCCUCGCCCCCCUAUGACACGGCCUCGCUGUCCUCGGGCGAGGUCGCCUGCCCGCCGCACACCACCGAGCGCAAGAUCACGACCAAGAUCGACCUGCACAUCAUCCCCUUCGUGUCCAUCCUGUAUCUGAUGGCCUUCCUGGAUCGCGUCAACAUCGCCAACGCCCGCGCCUUUGGCCUCGAGAAGGAGCUCGGCCUGGGCGGCGUCGAGUACAACACGGCGCUGACCAUCUUCUUCGUGCCCUACAUCAUCUGCGAGAUCCCGUCCAACAUCCUGCUCAAGCACUUCUCGCCCCGCGUCUGGCUGUCGGUGUGCUGCAUCGGCUUCGGCGCCGUGACCGUGUUCCAGGGCCUGGUGCAGAACUACGCCGGCCUGCUCACCACGCGCUUCUUCUUGGGCCUGUUUGAAUGCGGCAUGUUCCCGGGCUGCUUUUAUCUGCUGGGGGCGUGGUACCGCCGCCACGAGGCCCAGAAGCGAUUCUCGCUGUUCUUCUCGUCGACGUCGCUGGCCGGGGCGUUUGGCGGGUUGGUGGCGUCGGGCAUUGGAAAGAUGGACUAUGUCCAGGGCUACCGGGGCUGGCGCUGGAUUUUCAUUCUCGAGGGCUGCUUCACGGUGCUCGUGGGGCUGAUUUUCCUCUUCACCUUUCCCUCGUUCCCGGAGCAGGCGACCUGGCUCCGCGAGGACGAGCGCGAGUUCGUCAAGGGCCGGCUGCGCGCCUCGCAGGGCCACAGCGCGGCCGAGCGCAAGAUCAAGCUCCGCGACGUCAAGACGGUCAUGUCCGACUACAAGAUCUGGCUCGGCGGCUUUAUGUACUUUGGUCUCAUCGUGCCGGCCUACUCAUACGCCUACUUCUCGCCCACCAUCAUUCAGAGCUACAAGUACGAUGCCAUCACCACGCAGCUGCGCUCCGUGCCUCCCUGGGCCGUGUCCUUUGGCUUCUCCAUGAUCGUCGCCAUCCUCUCCGACUGGAUGAGGCAUCGCUUCCUGUUUGUGAUUGGUGCCAUCUGCAUCUCCAUCGCAGGCUUCGGCAUCCUGAUCAAUGUGCACGACAACCUGCCCGUGCAAUACGCGGCGCUGUUCCUGACCUGCAUGGGCACGUACUCGGCCAUGCCAAUCAUCGUGUGCUGGUUCAAUAUGAACCUGGGAGGGCACCAUCGGAAGGCCAUCGGGAGUGCAUGGCAGAUUGGCUUCGGCAACAUUGGAGGCAUCAUCGCGACUUACUCGUUCAUCUCGAGCGACGCGCCAUUCUUCACCAAGGGCUAUGCCAUUUGCGUCUCGUUCAUCUGCUUGAGCGUGCUGUCCUGUGUAGCAUACGCUGUGGCCAUCACGUGGGAGAAUAGGAAGCGUGCCAAGCAGUUGCACAACCUGAAUCUGACUGAGAGUGAAAAGAUCGAUCUUGGGGAUUUGAACCCCGAGUUCAGGUAUAUGCUUUGAGCAUGGGAUUUGCAGUUGUAUUAUGAUGCGAAUGGUACAUUGAGGAUAGACAUAGACCGUAGAGCG
Molecule: messenger RNA, 1716 nt
Organism: Parathielavia appendiculata
Lineage: Eukaryota; Fungi; Ascomycota; Sordariomycetes; Sordariales; Chaetomiaceae
Product: MFS general substrate transporter
Exons: 5
Coding region: 130-1650 (506 amino acids)
Biological process (GO): transmembrane transport
Cellular component (GO): plasma membrane
Molecular function (GO): transmembrane transporter activity
Source: RefSeq, a predicted model, not a curated record